Molecule: messenger RNA, 1569 nt
Organism: Penicillium hordei
Lineage: Eukaryota; Fungi; Ascomycota; Eurotiomycetes; Eurotiales; Aspergillaceae
Exons: 4
Coding region: 1-1569 (522 amino acids)
Source: RefSeq, a predicted model, not a curated record
AUGCCUUCCAGCCCGCGAGCAUUGAUUAAGAUGCGCAGAUACACAGUUCCACAACAGGAAGUCCAAGUUAAAGAUGAUGAAAACUUCCCACAUCUUCUCGAUGCAUUGGAUCUCCAUCAGAUCUAUGAACCGAUAUCACCUCCUACAAUCAUUUACGAGUCCCCUGUACUUUCAUCCGAAGGGCACAUGCCACGACUGCUGCAUUGGAGAGCUGAGCAGAGUGGUAAUCUCGAUUUUUUGCGAGAAGAAGUCUCAUACUUCGUCAUCGGCUUCAAGCUAGAUGAUUUACCAGAUAUGAUAACUUCCUAUCUUCCUGGUUUGAGAACAGACACUCUCCCCGGAUCCUUUGCCCAUCUUCUUUUCUCGCUGUUUGGCCCAUUCGAGGAAGUUGCUGAGCUCCAGCGAUCUCUGAGCAAUAUCCCGGACUAUUUUAAUGACUACAGACACCGAGCAAUGUUUGCGAACAGAAUUCGAAACAUCAAUCGCGAGCCAAAGGAUUUCAAGUGUGGUGCUACCUUCGCGCCUCAGCUCCCGCCGUCCUGGAAUGGUGAAUGGUGCAGGAAAUCCGACGAAUCUUUAUUCUCUCGUGAGCUGCGAAUGCUCAGGGACUUGGUGGAACCUCUACGUGAUACAUCCAAGCCUAUUUACUGGAUCACGGACCGACUUGAGACUGCUGUGGAGAUGGACACUGGAUUCCUGGCGUCUAAAGAAUUGAUCGCAGAUUUCAAGAAGGAGCUCUAUGAGACCGCGUGGAAUCGCCGCAAGAACUACACAAUCUAUGACCCCCGUCCUACCUGGGACAAACAACAGAAAGCAACAAAGCAGCUCAGAGAAUACCGCCUGCAAGCCUUGGAGGAGCAGUACGACAAGAGAGUCCUGGCCGCAAAGCAAUCCGCCAUUGACAACAAUCCCAAAGCCGCUCAAGCCCUCGGAUUCCUGUCACCAGAGAACCCUCAACCACCAACAGUCCUAGUCUCAAGCCAACCAGGCAUUGAACUCGCACGCAUCACCGACCUUGACCACUACGACGACCAAAUCAUGAUCAUACUGAUUCGGAUCAGCCAAUGUCCAUCUGUUCUGCGACAUCGUCCACUCUUCACCAUCUACGGCGUCGACGUAGCAAACGCCGUUCAAGUGGAGUUCUGCAAGCAUCUAACCAGCUUGUCAUUAUUCGGUUGGGACCAUGUCGAAUUGUCACCGUUGUUUCCCUAUCUGGAAAGCGAGAUCGAGGCACACGAGCUCUGUCCCGAAGAAAUCCGGAAUCAGAAUGCACGGAACAACUGGGCCGAGAAGCAGUUGAUGAUUCACUCCUCGCUUUGGUGUAAGGAUGAUAACGCUAUUGCCUGGGACUACCCCCUGCAGACCCUUGUAUGGGAGAAGGAGGAUGGCCCGGUGCUUAGGCUUAGGUCUCCUCCUUUCCAGGAUCACGCUAGACACAUUCCCUGGGGUUUGGUUGAUAUGAUGAAGGAAGGGCUAUGGGUUGGGGAUUAUGAGGAUCAAUGGCUGGCGCAGUUCGUGGGGUUCAACAGUGAGUACUCCGGUGGCCACUCUUUCCGCGGUGAAGAAUGA